AUGCAGAUUUCAUAUGUACCAUAUAGUUGUGUCCAGCCAGAGAAACCAUUCAAACCAUUAGUGAAUAUAGCACCAACUGGUCCAUUCAAUGAUCAAACAAACUAUCGUACAGAAUAUGUGCCAAAGGUUAUCUGUCCAUGUUGUCCAGCACAAUUUUUAAAUCAAGAACAAAUUAGUCCAGAUGGAUAUCAAUUUAAUAGUUACGAUGAACGUGGUCAUCAGUUGUAUCAUCAAGUUGGCAGAGGUAAAGUUACCUUGCCACCAUUACCAGUGAAAUAAAG
Messenger RNA from Trichobilharzia szidati, 281 nucleotides. The record is from the annotation of a GenBank genome assembly. Lineage: Eukaryota; Metazoa; Platyhelminthes; Trematoda; Strigeidida; Schistosomatidae.